Notolabrus celidotus (New Zealand spotty) is the source of this 6054-nucleotide messenger RNA. It is a transcript of the gene lrfn2b, whose product is annotated as leucine rich repeat and fibronectin type III domain containing 2b. Gene Ontology annotation, molecular function: protein binding. The record is from RefSeq and is a predicted model, not a curated record. The transcript has 3 exons. Bases 93 to 2447 code for a protein of 784 amino acids. Gene Ontology annotation, cellular component: postsynaptic density membrane; cell surface. Lineage: Eukaryota; Metazoa; Chordata; Actinopteri; Labriformes; Labridae.
GGGACGUGGAGGCUGUGAUUAGCGGGCCGAGCCCGUGAUUGAACCUAUGGCAGAGAGACAGCACAGUGCAGGUUCCCUUGUAUGACUCUACCAUGGACCACAUCAUCUGCUGCCUGCUGGUCCUUGGAGCCACAGUGAUGAUCACACAAGCAUGUCCCAAGUACUGUUCAUGCCAGAAUCUGUCUGAGUCCCUGGGGACUCUGUGUCCCUCCAAAGGCCUUCUCUUUGUGCCUCCGGACAUUGACCGUGGCACGGUGGAGCUCCGACUGGGAGGAAACUACAUCCUCCGUAUCACGCAGCAGGACUUUGCCAACAUGAGUGACCUGGUGGACUUGACCCUCUCCAGGAACACCAUCAGCUACAUUCAGCCCUUCUCCUUUGGUGACCUGGAAACACUGCGGUCGCUUCAUAUGGACAACAAUCGACUGAUGGAGAUAGGCCCUGAUGACAUGCGAGGCUUGGUCAACCUGCAGCACCUCAUCCUUAACAACAACCAACUGAGACGGAUUCAUGACAAGGCUUUUGAGGACCUAGCACCAGCCUUGGAGGAUCUGGAUCUCUCCUACAAUAACCUGAUAUCUCUGCCCUGGGACUCAGUCCGCCAGAUGAUAAACCUGCACCAGCUUAGUCUGGACCACAACCUGUUGGACUUUAUCCCAGAGGGCACUUUCACUGAUCUGGAAAGGCUGGCACGAUUGGACCUCACUUCAAACCGCUUGCAAAAGUUACCCCCAGACCCAAUCUUUGCCCGUGCCCAGGACUCGAUGAUCCUGACUACCCCCUAUGCUCCACAACUGUCUCUGAGCCUGGGUGGUAACCCGCUGCACUGCAACUGUGAGAUGCUGUGGCUGCGGAGACUUGAGAGAGACGAUGACCUGGAGACUUGUGCCUCCCCCCCGGCCCUGAAGGGACGUUACUUUUGGAAUUUGAAGGAGGAGGAGUUUUUGUGUCAGCCACCUCUCAUUACCCAGCACACUCACAGGAUGCUGGUCCUGGAGGGUCAGACGGCAAGUCUGAGGUGUGAAGCAACCGGAGACCCUUCUCCUACCAUCCACUGGAUCUCCCCCGAUGAUCGGCUUCUUGGCAACUCCUCUCGAACCUCAGUGUUCAGCAACGGCACCCUGAGCAUCACCAUCACCACCUCCAAGGACUACGGCACCUUCACCUGCAUUGCUGCUAAUGUGGCCGGGGAGUCCACUGCCCCUGUAGAGGUGUCCAUCGUCCAGCUCCCCCACCUCAGCAACGGCACAGGACAACCAUCGGCGCCAAAGUCCCGCCUCUCAGAUAUCACAGGGACUACUAGGAUCAGCAAGGGGGCUCCCAAGAGCACACCAGAGAAGACUGUGUCUGCAUCCGAGGUGACAGCUGUUUCAGCACUGGUCACGUGGACCGUGAGCAAGUCCGCCCCCAAAGUGAAGAUGUACCAGCUCCAGUACAACUGCUCUGAUGAUGAGGUGCUAAUCUACAGGAUGAUUCCGGCCUCCAGCAAAGCCUUCCUGGUGACAAACCUGGUGUCUGGGACCCGUUAUGAUCUGUGUGUGCUCGCCGCCUGGGACGACUCAGCCACCACGCUCACCGCCACCAACGUGGUGGGCUGCACCCACUUCUUCACGCAGGAUGACUACGCCCAGUGCCAGUCUCUACCCAGCCAGCUGCUGGGGGGCACCAUGAUCCUGGUGGUAGGGGGCAUCAUCGUGGCCACCCUGCUGGUCUUCAUCGUCAUCCUCAUGGUGCGUUACAAAGCUACAGAUACUGAGCCCCCCGUGGGGAAGCUGACCAACGUCAGCGACACACACUCCCAGACCAACGGGGGGCGCCUGGGGCAGAACGGACUCCUGAUGCCCCAGUCUCAGCCACAGCCUCAGCCCGAGCCCAAGGUCAAGGCUAAAGUGACCCUGCAGGACGAGGUGGUGGAGUUUAAGUGUGGCUCCCUCCAGAGCAGCCUCACCUCCUCCUCUUCCUCCUCGGGCUCCUUGGCGGGGGGCUCCUACAGCCCCAACAGUGCUCUUGCAAACAUUUGGAGGUCGGCUCAGUCGAAGCCCAGGACCAACCUGGACCACCUCCUCGGAGCGUUCACCUCUCUGGACUUGAGGGGGGUUCAGAGCGGCGAGGUUGGGGCCUCCAGCAGCGCCUCCAACACAGUGGUUAGGAAACCGCAAACAGACAGGGAGCCGCUGCUGGGCCGGACUCUGGACUCCAGCCUCAGCCGGCUCCUCAUGCUCCCUCUGGACGCCAAGCCCAGGAGGAGUCAGUCCUUUGACAUGGGGGACGUUACAAGCGCCGGGGCCGCGCAGCUGAGCAACAAACCACGCAGGUUCAGCAGCAUCUGGACUAAGAGGAGCCUGUCUGUGAACGGCAUGCUGCUGCAGUGUGAGGAGGAGGGUGACACGGGGGGGAGCAAGGGCACGUUGGACAGCGCUGACUGGGUGAUGGAGAGUACUGUGUAGGAGAGAUGGAGAACCGUCACUCUGUCAAACACUGCCCGAAACACACGGCCACACUAUGACAGACCUGCUGGUCUCAGAGCCUUUGUCCUGCAUGAAGCACACUCGUUUUCAUCCCUCCUUCUCCUCAGACUCACAGACUGGAUGAGUCACAGUCACAGCCAAAUCAAACUUCAGGAGAAAGACCUUUGCCUCACACCAUGUACAGAGACGGAUUAAACGGCUGGAGUGAAGCGGUGCUGUCUGAAACAGAAAUAUGAGGUCAUGCUCAUGGACUGUUAUUAUUCUGUAAAAAUUCAAAGUAUGUAAUGAAAUUAAAGUUUUAUAUUUUUGAUUUUUGCCGGUCAAACACGACGCUGGUCUCUGCCUUGACAAACACUGAGGCGUGUCCAGGUUUAAACUCUCUGCUGUAAAUUCAUCCUCAUCUCGGUGACCUCCUGAUGCAGUUCUUCUUCUCUGACUGAACGGUGCAGUAAAAUAUAAAUAUAUGAAUAUAUAUAUAUAUGUAGAUGUGAUGCUUAAGACUUAACAAAAAAGAUUUAAUGACAGAGUUGUAUUUGAAUAUAUUUACUUUCUCUACAAAGUAUAUAUUUCAGGGGUCACUCUAAUUCUGAAUUUCAUGUGACUGAUUACAAACCAUCGUCUCCUGAGCAGCGGCCGCACUGUCACUGUUUAAAAAUGCCAAAUGAUUUCAGAGUAACCUGGUGCAACAGGAAGGAUAAUCACACCGACAUGUAGGCCUGUUUGGUGGUGUACAGUUAACCCUUUAGGUCCUGUAUAGUCAGUAAAUGUUUUUUUAAUGUUCCUUUUUUUUAUUCCGGGUUUUUAAGACGACAGACAUGAAAGAGGAACUCCCUUUUUUGUUAAUCCAUGAAACACAAACCGAACAUUUUCUUCACAUUGCCGAAACUACAUUUUCAGGUCAAUACUGGGUGCUAUGACUAAAGCUAGAGGACCGAUCCGGUUGUAGGAUAGUCAUCAUUUUUACCACCAAUAACUCAAUUUCAUCAUCUGAGUCUAGUGUGGUUAUAAAGACACUACUCCUCACGCCACAACGCUCAGGAGGGAAGAAUGGCUAUAAAACAUGUUGGAAACAAACCUGUUUAGGUUAUUUCAAUCAGAUGUUCCAGUGUGAGUCAGUGUACUAACAAUGAUGUCAGAUAUUGAUUGAUGCACGACCGUUGUUAAGUUGAAAUGGGACAUUUUUGCAGACACCAUCUUGUUUUUGGAGCCAGAAGCGACCAUAUUAAAACAAGAAGGUGGAGCUUGAGAGGAUCAAGAGGGUAGUUAAUGCUAAGUCAUAAAAUAAAGGCUGAUUUAUACCUGUGCGUCGCCCCUACGCAGCAGGAGCUGACACGGACAUGAGCGGACCAAUCACAGGGCUUGCAUCUGAGUCAUUCGACACAGAAGUAUAAAUCAGGCUGAAGGCUAGCGCUAGCAAUGUCAUCGAGAUUAAUCCAUAUCCCUUCAGCAACUUGGAUGUUUAUUGCUAAUUUUGGCUAGCAGAAAACAGUCUUUACACAAAGUGAGCGGACUCCUGAGCGUCCAAAACUACAACCAAAUGCGUCAAAAGACAUUCAUUAGUCAUGUGUCAAUACUAGUCAACUGCACCCUAAAUCUUCCCCUGCUAUACGGUCUGUGUGACUCUGAAUGGGACCACAGUUAACAAAAUGAACACCAAGUUAAUUGGAAAAAGACUUGAAACUAAAGAUUGAGACCAUAUUUGGAUCAAAGAAGGAGGCUGGAGGGAAGAGAGAAGCUGAAGAAAUUGAAGUCACAAGCUAGUGCAAGUGCUAGCUUGUUUGACAGGAAGCACAAGCACAAACUCACAGAUACUGAGGAAUUAUUUGGGAUUGUCAUUUUUGCAAGCAUAAAUCAGGCUUUAAACAUCCUACAAAUUAAGAACAGCCCAGUCUUCACAGUGGUUUUUAGAGAGGAUAACAUUUUGCAGGUUGGCAUGUUAGUGCCUUGUCAACAACAGGUGGCCCCGUCCUAAAUCCCCUCCAGAUGUAUGGUCUAUCUGACGCUAAAUGGGACCAUAAUUUACAAAAUAACCAUCAUGUUGACAAUAAAGAAGUCUUAAACUAAAGAUUGAGACCAUAAAUGUUAAUUGAAGGAAUAAAUCAUCUGAGAAGUAGAGCCAGUUUCUCAUAGACUCCUUUUGCGAUCAGACUGCUCUUUACAACCUGUGAGGUCGCCUCCUGCUGGUCAUUAGAAAGACUUCAGGUUAAAGGGACUUCUGAGGCUUUAUUCACCUCUCAUGUUCAGUCUGCGGCUGACACUGGUACUCAAAGGAAGAUCAUUAUCUACAGGCUGAAGAAAUACUCACAUGAUGUUCAUUUCUUCAUACCCUUUUUCAGCCGUUUAUCUUAAAUUACAUUGUUUUCCUCAUCACAGAGUUCUGACUCUGGACCAGAAUAGACCAAACUAAGGCAGCCUUGUGGAUAAUUAUUUAUUAUCUUAGGCCCAAGUUAUACAAAACCCAUAAUUCCCUUUCCGCACAAAUUUCUUAUUUGAAGUUCAGUUGCUUUGAACCUUUACCCUGUACAGAGCAGUUAAAUCAGUGAUGUUAUGCCUUUUCAUAUUUAACAAGAAAGUGUUAAAGUGUUGGAUUUUAAUACUAAACGUGUGCAAAGUUUCAAACUGUGGGGUAAAGAGGCCAUGGGCUGCCUUGAAAUUUAAGUUUAAAUAGUCUCAUGAGAGUUACACAAGAGGGACACAGGAUUUCCUCAAUUUGUGAUGUCACUGAUUGGUCCCUUUCCAAACUGUCCGGGUGAGAUUCAGGGUCCAAAACGUAUGCGUAUUCAUAAUGUGUCAUAACGAAUAGAACAACACUGGCUAACUAACUGAUGACAAGUUUGUAGUAUGGCAAAAGUGGAGGAGGCUUCAAGAGAGCUGGUUGUAAGACAGUGGGCUCAUACAGAGGUUGAAAUGAGGGUUUUCAAAGACGCCAGCCUGAGAGGAUAAAGAGUCUUAGAGCUGUAAAUCAUUUAACAGAGCUCUGAGAAAGUCGAUAGAAAGCCUGAAAAAGAGCAUAACACCCCUCUCCAAGUCUUUAUAGCAUCCUUUAAAAAGCCACACAUUCAAUCUGAUGAUGUUCUUUCAGUCACUGACAUAAAUGCAACUCUUUGAAGAGUCAACAUCACAUUUUCAAACUCAUAUGUUCAACGUCCCUCUCAUUCUUCUCCUGCAGAUCUGUCAGAACAUAAAAGUGAACUAAUGUUACGAAUGAAUUUAAAGUUAAUGAGCGUGUUCAUUUUAAUUUCAUUGUGGAGGAAGUUCUAUUAAACAUGAUGAAGUUUGCUUUUUGUCAUGUGUUGCAUGUUUCUGCUGCAGAUGACCCCAGAGUCGUGUAUACAUUGAUGCUGUCAUUUCUCAUAUGCUGUCUGAAUGACUUUGUGAUAUUUCUGACCUGGUUGCGUGUGUACAGUCCCUGCAUAUAGUUUUUUUUUUGUACCAUUCUCCAGUGGGAAGAUGUGUGAACAGCAGAGGAGGAGGUGACGAGUAGCAGCUGUUCAUGUUUCUUACCUGGAGCUGUAAAAAAAAUGUUUCUGUGGUUCAAUUUGUUGUUUUUGCUACAAAGAUAAAACUAAAAAUCUCCUGAGACAAA